UGUCACGUGGAGCCGACAGCACAAUUUGAUUUCUUCGACGGCCUGAACAAGCCGCUUGGGAUACGGGAUUCGUGGGCGAUUCGGGCGGAAACCAGUACCUACACAGCCUGUGUCUCGUGUUGUUCAGGUGUACGAGAUGGACAAGACAGCCGGAAACUCAUCGACUAUCCACACUGAAGGAAGUGUUGUUGACGUGGCCCAGGAAGUCAUCAACUGCCAGGAAUACGAUGACGCCUUCUUCAUUUGUGACGUCCGCGAUCUCCUCAGCAAAGUGGAACUAUGGAAGCGUGAGCUGCCGCGGGUCAGCCCGUUCUACGCCAUCAAGGCCUGCACAGAUCCCGUUGUGCUUAAGCUCUUGAAAGACAGUGGAGUCAAUUUCGACUGUUCGAACAGGAGGGAGAUUGCUACCAUGCUAAACCUGGGAACUUCACCCGAUCGCAUUCUCUACGCUCAGACAGUGAAAAAUUGCUCGCACCUGGACUACGCUUUAGAGCACGGCGUUGACCUCAUGACAUUUGACUCUGCCGAAGAACUGGACAAAAUACAUCAAAAAGAUGCAAGGCUCUUGCUCCGAAUAAUCGGCGAUGAAGAGGGAUGUCACUACACACUGAACAAAAAGUUCGGAUGCUUGAUCAGCGACGCACCACAACUUCUGAAGAAAGCGCGAUCCCUCGGCCGCAAAGUGGUUGGCAUUGCGUUUCACGUAGGCUGUGCCUAUCAAGACCCCAGCAUAUUCGUAAGAACAAUAGAACAAGCCAGGAAAAUAUUUGACUUGGCAACUGACAUGGGCUUUGAAAUGAACGUCCUCGACAUUGGUGGGGGCUUUCCUGGAGGUCUAAGGAACAAGGAAAAAUUUCUCAAGGUGUGUGCCUCUAUCCGCUCCGCUCUGGACGCUCACUUCCCAUCAUCCAAUGAUGUGAAGAUUCUGGCUGAGCCCGGUCAGUUCUUUGUGACUUCGGCAUACACUCUGCUUCUCAAAGUAGUUGGAAAAAGGAAGAGGAAUCUUCUGAUCGAUGGAAAGGUCCAAGAGUAUCAAGAAGUAUUUCUGAGUGAAAGCAAAAGAAACUGCAUCACCAAUUGCAUAUACGACUUCCUGGACGUACAGUUCAGACCACUGGACCCACCAUAUGAUCGCCCGUGCAACCUUCUCAGCACCCUCUGGGGCGCCACCUGUAGCCCACUUGACUGCAUCGCCGACAGGCAGCUCUUUUUCGAUGUCAAACCGGACGAGUGGAUAGUCGUGGAUAACAUGGGGGCCUACUCGCUCGUAAACGCUUGCGGCUUCAACGGCUUCGGAUUCCCGCGCGUCCAUUACGUAGUCGAUCCAGUGGACGCCGACAGAGUGCGCGUAAUCCUGGAUGCCUUGCCCGUGGAAGGCGGUUACGGGCCGGAAGUUGAGAUUGUCAAGAAACGUCCCAGCGACAACGCUCUUAAGAAGAACGGCCUGAUACAGAACGGUCAUUGAAAACGCUUGGCUUUAGCAAUGAGCCUGAUGACAAAAUGACGGGGCGGAUCACAUUUCAGUUAUCCUGCACACAGUUUAUUGAGCGUGAGCGCUAGCGUCCAACAACUAUGUAUGGCAUUUUUAAGGCCCUCGCGUGUUUUCUGAGGUAGUGGUUCGUAAAAGCCGUAAACGCAUCGAAUGUUGUUUUCCUUUUGUAAGCGCCAAUUCUUCUAACGUGUAAUAUUGUGCUAGAGAAUGUGCAAUUAGUAAAUAUAAUGUGUCUUAGUAGAUAGACACAUAGUUUUAUGAUGCAUAUCAUGAAAGUUCAAAGUAGGGCUUGGUUACUGCACUUCAGAUGUGCAAAUGCGUUGGCUUUGACAGGGUGCCUAUAAAGGAAAAACCCUUCUCAAACAUACUUUGCUACAGCGCUACAGCCAAAAUAUCUAAAGAUCCUGUCGCGGACAUUUACAAGCCGGAAAUAUAACGCAGUCUACGUUAGUUUAACUUAGAUGGUGAAGACUUUUUAUAGUUCGCCGGAUAGCUCCACCAGGAUCAAAUUAUUUUCUUGCGUUUUCAUGGCUGCUUUUUGGGGUUGAUACUAUUUGGAGCUCUGGUGUGAGAUAUGCAGUAAAUACAGAAUUGUAAUAGUGGUGUCUAUGCACUCUGCGUCGAACGUUCGUCAAAAGUGACGAUUUCUUCCAGAAUAAGGAAGUUUGAUCAGGCCUCUUAACGGUGUCUUCGAGAGAGCAGUUAAUGCCUCUUUUUGGAAAGGUAGAAUCUGUCAGCUGUUUCAAUAUAUGUUGCGGACAAUGAAAAAGAAACAUUUACCGUAUCCUGCUUCAGAGUGUACAUAGCAGGAUAAAGGAAAUGCUACAAGGAAAUUAUAAAAAUGUAGUAAAGUUCUAGUACGUGCUUUGUUUUUGUUUUCUUUUUUUCUUUUUUGGAGGAUGAUUAAGGUAGCAUUCGUUAGAAAAUCGAAUCUUAUUUUACGGUAAUGUAUUACCGCUUGUCGACACAAUUUGUCAUCUUGCGAACGAAGAAUAACACUGUCCCUUCUCGCUUGGAAAUGGUAACAGACCUUCAAAAAAUCUACAUAUUUAAGUUAUGUGUGCCCAAUAAUGAAGAACAAGCUAAUCAUCAUUGAGUACUAUGGGAAUCUGCUGGAGCUAUAUAGCAGUAAAAUUGCAAAGUCUGGUUUGAAUGACAGGAAACAAGAACAGUCAGUUAUUUACCUAAAAUAAUGAAGACAUUCCUUUUGUUUAAAGCAUGCAUACAUAUCUGUAGUCUUUCAGUUCUACGUUAGUACCUGUGCUUAAAAAAAGAACCCUUUUCCUUUGAUACAUUAUAAUCUGAACGCUAUAUCUGUGCCACAUUGGAUGUACAUCUUGCUCCUGCAGAGAAAUAAAGGUGAAA
Molecule: messenger RNA, 2857 nt
Organism: Dermacentor silvarum
Lineage: Eukaryota; Metazoa; Arthropoda; Arachnida; Ixodida; Ixodidae
Product: ornithine decarboxylase
Exons: 10
Coding region: 137-1465 (442 amino acids)
Cellular component (GO): cytoplasm
Molecular function (GO): ornithine decarboxylase activity
Source: RefSeq, a predicted model, not a curated record